Molecule: messenger RNA, 882 nt
Organism: Dibothriocephalus latus
Lineage: Eukaryota; Metazoa; Platyhelminthes; Cestoda; Diphyllobothriidea; Diphyllobothriidae
Source: the annotation of a GenBank genome assembly
AUGAUUGCCGAAAACACCCGUGUUCUUAUGUUCGGGGGAAUGCUGGAGUAUGGAAAAUACUCGAACGAGUUGUACGAGCUCCAAGCUUCUAAAUGGGAAUGGAAACGCCUCAAACCCAAGCCACCACGUAAUGGACCUUCACCCUGUGCCAGAAUAGCCAUGUGCUGGGAUAUCCCCAUCACCUACGGCCAGCCACCUUCUCCACGGGAGUCACAUACUGCUGUCGCCUACCAAGUUAUGGAUGGAUUAAUCAAAAAGUGGCGACUGCUUGUUUACGGUGGCAUGACGGGUUGCCGUCUGGGCGACUUAUGGCAACUUGAAAUUGACACUAUGACGUGGAUAAAGCCGACAAUUUCAGGUGAUCCGCCAGCUCCUCGAAGUUUGCACAGUGCGACUGUAAUUGGAAACCGUAUCGUAUUUCAGGUGUGCUUUAAAGACCUCUGGCUUCUUGAAACAGACCGUCCACCCGCACCGAAUCGCGUGCAACUUGUACGAGCAGGUACCCAGAGUCUCGAAGUAGCCUGGGGUUCUGUACCGACAGCCGACGCUUACAUUUUGCAAAUUCAAAAAUACGAUGUUUCCGCAAGUUCUGCCCCAUCUGUGCCGGCAUCUGCACGUCUAGGAUCUCCACUGCUUGGUGUCAGUGACUCGUUACCUGCAGUAAAACCAACCACUACAGGUGGCACGCUUCUGCAAGGGACUCAGCAGCAGGUCAGUUCCCCGAAUAAGUCAAAAUUGUCUUUACAUUUUUUCUUAAUUUAUUGUUUCAAGCAAAACCCGAUCGUUGACUGCGUUAGUAAAUUACGAGUUGCGACGAUCGGAGCACGAAUUCCAACCUGUUUACGACUAUUCUAUCAGUCAGCUAGCAUUGAUCGCUUUUGA